Molecule: messenger RNA, 834 nt
Organism: Closterium sp. Naga37s-1
Lineage: Eukaryota; Viridiplantae; Streptophyta; Zygnematophyceae; Desmidiales; Closteriaceae
Source: the annotation of a GenBank genome assembly
AUGCUGGGCGUGACCAGCCUUCUCAACGAGACGAGCAGCUACUCUGUAGCUCCAUGCGUUCAGAAGCUCGUGGCUGACGGUGCCAUGAAGGUUUUCAAUGAGAGCGAUGGUCUUUUCCCUGGUGCGGUUUUCACCGGAAUGAACACCCUGAAGCCAUUCCCCAAGAACUAUGUCUCGCUGGACACGUCGACCGACCCUGGGCCUCUCAAGCGCGCGGAAUGGAUCAAGUACAUGGCUCUGUGGUUCAAUACUGAGUUGCGCGCGUCGGAGGUCUACUCUGACAUUGAGACGUCGUACAACUGCUUGAAGGCGUCUGCUCCUAAAACCACCACGCCAACGGUUGGCUGGCUGAGCUAUUUCAUGGAUUCGUGGACCGUCUCUGGUGCUACGUACAAGCUUCAGUAUGUUGCGGACGCUGGUGGUGUGAGCCCCUCCAAGGCGUUUCUGAGGACAUACAACAUGUCUCUUCCAUCUGAUAAGAAGGCUUUCCAGACACUGCUUGCGACUCUUGACAUCGUCAUUGACGAGACCUACCUGAUGACUGGCCCGUCAGGCUACAGCAUUGAUGCUUUUGCACUGAAUGCUGGCAUCUCUGUGACUGAUACCGCCACUUACAAGUUCCUCGCUACUCCCAAUGUCUGGAGCAUGUAUGGCCGCGCCACUGGAGCUCCCAACUACGCCACUGUUGGAGAUGGGAACGGCAUCCCCUCCCAGCUCACCCCCUCCCAGCUCAUCCCCUCCCAGCUCAUCCCCUCCCAGCUCACCCCCUCCCAGCUCAUCCCCUCCCAGCUCAUCCCCUCCCAGCUCACCCCCUCCCAGCUCACCCACCCCUAG